Plasmodium yoelii is the source of this 1722-nucleotide messenger RNA. RefSeq lists its product as uncharacterized. Gene Ontology annotation, cellular component: mitochondrion. Bases 1 to 1722 code for a protein of 573 amino acids. The record is from RefSeq and is a predicted model, not a curated record. The transcript has a single exon. Gene Ontology annotation, molecular function: CDP-diacylglycerol-glycerol-3-phosphate 3-phosphatidyltransferase activity. Lineage: Eukaryota; Apicomplexa; Aconoidasida; Haemosporida; Plasmodiidae. Gene Ontology annotation, biological process: cardiolipin biosynthetic process.
AUGGCACUAAAAUUUGUUAUCCAUGACCCUAAAGUAACAGUACUUCAUACUCCCAAUAAUUUUUUCGAAACCUUAAAAAAAAUAUUUAAUAGUUCAAAGGAAAGAAUAAUGAUUAGUUCUUUAUAUAUAGGAACAGGGGAACUUGAAAAGGAACUAAUAAAUAAUAUAAUAAAUAAUAAAAAUAUAAAAAAUAUAAAAAUAGAUAUAUUAUUAGAUAAACAAAGAGGAACAAGACCAGAAGGAAAACUUAAUGAAACAUCUGUAGACAUAUUAUCAAAAUUAUUUAAAUAUGGAAAUAAUAUAAAUAUAAAUUUAUUUCAUAACCCAUUAUUAGGUGCUAUGCUAUAUAAUAUAUUACCAUAUAGAGUGAAUGAAACAAUAGGUGUUAUGCAUAUGAAAAUAUAUAUUGGUGAUGAUAUGGUUAUAAUAUCUGGAGCAAAUAUUAGUGAUAGUUAUUUAACAAAUCGAAAAGAUAGACAUUUUGUAAUCGAAAAUAAAUUCUUAGCAAAUUCAAUAUAUAAAAUUGUUAAUUGUGUGCAAGAAAUGUCAUUCUCUUUAAAUAGAAAUUUAACUAUUGAUUGGAAAAGUGAUUUAAUAAACCCUUUGAUAGAAUCUUAUUUAUUUAGAGAACAAUUUUAUAGAAGAAUUAAAUUUAUUUUAAGAGAAAUCCAAAAAGAUAUCUUAGAUUAUAAUAUUAAUAAUUUUGGUAACGAUUUAUUUAUUCACUAUAAUGAACAUACACAUGAUAAUAAUAUUUCUGAAAAUGGUGACAAAAAAAAUGAUAACUUUUUUUACCCUUUAUAUGAAAAAAAAAAUAUAUUAACAAUUGAACUAGGUUUGCAAUGUCCAUUUUCAAUUCCACCAAUUUAUGAUGAAACUGAUAUGCUUGAAGAUUUGCUAAAAAAUGUUGAAAAAUAUGAUCAAAAUUUAAUCGUUGCAUCGGCAUAUUUAAAUUUUACUACACCCUUUUUGAAAUUACUUCAACGUAUUUAUGAUAAUUUAUUUUUAAAAAAUGGGAAAAUUAAUUUUAUUACAGCUGCACCAUCAUCUAAUAGCUUUUAUAAAUCAAAAGGAAUAAGUUAUUAUGCACCUCUUGCUUAUAGUAUUAUUGCGGAUACAUGUAUUGAAUUUGUGACAUCAAAUUUUAUUAAUUUAUUUAAAAAUGUAAAAAAAACACCUAAUUUAAAACAAAAAUUAAAUAAUGCAACAAAUAUAUAUAUGGAAUAUCAUAAACCAGAAUGGACAUUUCAUUCAAAGGGAAUGUGGAUAAUUGAUCAUUUGGAAAAUAACAAAAAUGAUCAAAUACAUGUAUGUUCAGAAAAAUGUGAACAAAAUAUUAACAAAUUAGAAAAUAAAUGUUACAAUUUGGAAAAUUGCCUGAACAUGUCAGAAUUUUGUGAAUAUAAAAAAAGUGUGUAUAAAAAAAUUUUAAAUGAUGAAAAUGAUAAUAAUGAUGAUAUAAACAAAUUAUUAGAAACCCCUGAAUAUAUGCCAUGGGGAACAGUCAUAGGAAGUUCAAAUUAUGGUCAUAGAGCUUCAUAUAGAGAUUUAGAAAUGGGAUUUAUAAUUAAAACAAAUGAUCCAUAUUUAAAAAAACAAUUUCAAGAAGAAUUAAAUAAUAUUUACAAGUCAUCAAAAUAUGUAAAUAUGAUUGAACUUAAAUUAAGAUAUUCACAUUGGCUAAGAUAUAUAGUCAAUUUUUUUUUUAAAUGGAUCUUAUAA